This is a messenger RNA of Acaulospora morrowiae, 231 nucleotides long. Lineage: Eukaryota; Fungi; Glomeromycota; Glomeromycetes; Diversisporales; Acaulosporaceae. The record is from the annotation of a GenBank genome assembly.
UUACGUAUGUCUUCUAGCAGCAAUAAUUUAACUGAGCGAUUACGACAACAUUUAGCAUCGCCUGCACGAAACGAUACGACCGGAACAAGAAAUUCCGAAACUGUUGAACGGUCAAUGUCUAAAGGAGUUCUUAAGUUGAUUCAAAAGAAGGAAAGAAAUGCCGGGUAUCAUCGUAUUUCUAACUUGGAUUCUGAAUCGACAGAUCCUCAUUGCAUUUUUCAUUUAUACGGG